Gregarina niphandrodes is the source of this 1689-nucleotide messenger RNA. RefSeq names its product coronin. Bases 1 to 1689 code for a protein of 562 amino acids. The record is from RefSeq and is a predicted model, not a curated record. Gene Ontology annotation, molecular function: actin filament binding. Gene Ontology annotation, biological process: actin filament organization. The transcript has a single exon. Lineage: Eukaryota; Apicomplexa; Conoidasida; Eugregarinorida; Gregarinidae.
AUGGCGCACGCUGAAGGCGUGACAGAUAUACAACACAGCCCUUUUCAUUCUGAUUUGGUAGCCACCGUUGGGGCCGGUGGGGGUGUACAGAUAACAAAACUAUGUUUGAGUGAAACGUCCAUCACAGCAGAGGCUGCAUGGAGUGCUAGUGCCCACGACAAAAAGUGCUUGGGUGUUUCUUGGAACCCGGUUGCUGACCACGUGUUGGCGACCACGUCGAUGGACAAGACCAUAAAAAUAUGGGAUGUGGAUGAGGGCAAAAGCACGGCGCUGAAAAUUGAGACCGUCGCACCCUUGUGGAACAUGGACUUCCUCCAAAACGGGAAGCUGAUAUGCGGCAUGGGUCAGGAUAACGUGUGCAGACUGUUCGACGCACGUGCGCAAACCGUCGCCGCGCAGUCGGGUCCGAUAUACAAGUCCACGAAGCCAUGCCAGUGCAUCGCACUCCCGGCGGUCAACGACGUGGACGCGUCAGUGGUCGUGACGGUGGGCUUCGAAGAUAUGGGAAAGCGGUACAUGAAAAUUUUUGACGUGCGAGACCUUGCCGCUCCCAUCGUGACCACCAAGUUCCCCGGAGCCGCUGCUAACACCCAGUUUCAUUGGGUCCCUCGAAACAACCUUCUUUUUGUCACCAGCCGAGGCGAUGUCAAAGUCAGUGCUCUGUCCAUUGGAGGGAGCAGUGGCACGGAUGUGGCGCUCCUACCCGAGUACUCGUUCCCCAAACAAGCCGGAUACAUUGGCUUCAUGCCGGAGACUAGCUUGGAUGUGAUGCAUACGGAAGUCGCCCGCUGUUAUCGCACAGAAAUGGACACUCGCACCAUCCGACAAACCUCCUUCCAUUGCGGUAAAAUCGAUGAGGGAAAGUUCCAACCAGCAUACUACAAACCCUACACUUCUUACACUGACCCUAUCUCAGCUGACUACUGGUUCAACGGUGGAGACGCCGUGCCAAAGGCCGCGGAAUACCGUCCCAUUGUGGGCUCACAAGUUGCACUAGAACCAGCCAAACAAACUAAGCUGCUCAAGUGGGACGGCACUAAUAAGUCCAAGGAACCGCCUCUGGAACAGAGAGGAGACUCGAACGCGGGAGAAGACGCCAGCGACCCCGAACCCGUAUCCGUUAAGCCAUCCGAAGUCAUGCGACAGGAAUCGAUCAAAAAAGAGGCCCUGCAAAAGAAAGCAUCUCUGCGAAAGCAAGCUUCAGCGCAGCGAGAAACGCAACGGCAGGCUUCAGAACAGCAUCUAGAACACCAGGAGUCCGAAUGGACGAAUCCUGGGGCCGCUAGCCAGCUACUCCACGAUAUCCUCGAUCGAGAACAACAAGAGGAGUCCCCGGUUCAAACCCCAGCAGCGCCGCCGGUUCAGAAGAAGCCGUCGCUGCCAAGGCAAACGUCAAUGAAACAUCCUGCUUCCGCAGCUCCCCAACAACCGCAAAAGACUCAAAUCCAAGGCAUAUCCCCUCCCCACAUUGAACCGUUAUCACCUGACGCCUCUCCACCCCUACUGCCAGAAGCAGAACCAAAAGGUGCGGAAUUGGAACCCAUCAAACAAGGGCUAUCCGCAACACCCAGUGGACUCAAAGGACCGAGCACCUUCGCCACCAGCAUGGAACCCCCCACCGAGGAACAACAACAGCCUGACAGCGCAUCUCUCAUGGCAAAGUGCUACAAAUGCUUUGGUUGUUUCUGA